UAGAAUCUCACAAGUUCACAUGCGAUGUUGUGACUUUCCAUUAUUGUUUUCAAUACGUAUCGAGCAAUAUCGAAAGGUCGGAAGGGGCGAUCAUCAUUAAGGACAAAAUGUCUUCAGGGACUAGCUUUUCCCUACGUCGUGGUCACCUAGACAAUAGCCGGGUCAACCUUCAACACUACCUCUGGGUAAAACAAUUCGGCUAUCUUCUUCAUCCUGAUAUUCCCACGGAGAAGAAGGAUAUGCGAAUCGCGGACAUUGGCACCGCGACGGGGAUUUGGCUGAUCGAUCUGGCGGAGACACUGCCUCCAUCGGUCCAACUCGACGGAUUCGACAUCACGCUCGACGCUACACCACCAUCCAAAUGGCUACCUUCCAACGUGACGCUCCAGCACUGGGAUGCCCGCACCGAGCCUCCACGCGAAUGGAUCGGCACGUACGACGUCGUGCAUAUCCGACUGUUCGCCAUCGCUUUUGACGAGCGCGAAGCCGUCUCUAUGCUGAGCAGAUUAAGAAAGCUUUUGAAACCAGGCGGCUAUCUCCAAUGGGCCGAAGUCGACAUGUCAUCCUGCAGCAUCGAAAGAACACACCCAUCCAACAAAGCCGACCCCAUUACCGAGCUCCUGAGCCACAGUAACAAAGAAUACACUACAGAAGAUUGGACCUGGUGCCCCAAGCUCCCGGACUUGUUCAUCCGGGAAGGAUUCGAAAAUAUCCGGCAAGAUGUGCGAGAUACGCCACCGCACCUGCUAGCUCCAACUGAUGAAUGUAGCCUCUUUCUCUUGGACUCGUGGGUACGUAGGAUGAUGAAUGGCACAGGACAGGGAGCCAAAUACAGGGCCUUGAUGCAGCAGGUCGAGAGGGAGGCUAGUCAGGGAUCUGUCUGGAAGUUCACACGGUGGACUGUGGUGGGCAGAAAACCUUUCAAAGACGUUGGUGGUGAAGGAUUGGAGACAACUCCAGUUGACAGGGAUGCUCAUCCAGGUGGGCACUUGUUUUUUCCAUAUUAACGUUUCUUUGUUUCUUUGUGAUCGGGAAUCAACUCGCGAUCCUCCGGGAUUUGCACUCAUU
Aspergillus melleus is the source of this 1068-nucleotide messenger RNA. Its product is annotated as class I SAM-dependent methyltransferase. NCBI's taxonomy places the organism in Eukaryota, Fungi, Ascomycota, Eurotiomycetes, Eurotiales, Aspergillaceae. The record is from RefSeq and is a predicted model, not a curated record. The transcript is spliced from 4 exons. The coding region runs from base 108 to 1007 and encodes 299 amino acids.